UAAACAUGCUGGUUUCUCGGUUUAGCCGACUUGCAGGUAGCUCUCGGGUCGUGUCCCGACUGGCUUCAAGUCAGUCGGCUUUGAUCCCGACAGCACCCAAUGUCUUGGAAACUAACUCGGGAGUGAAAGCAUGCCUGAUGGAAUCCAAGGUCACCGAUACUUCCCUUUCUCAAAACCUGAAAAAAGAUGUCACUGAUAUAAGCCUAGUGGUGAAGGCUGGAACUCGAUUCGAAUCGGAUGUUUCUCAGGAGCUAGGGCUGGCUCAAGCUCUGAAAACCUUCUCAAUGUUGACGCAUGACGGGUCAACUAUUCUCAGAUCUCUGGGAACCAUGGAGUUGCUAGGCUGUGAAUACGGCAUAACGGUGACUCGAGAACUGAUCAUUUACAAAUUGUCAUGCGAACAGCAAUACUUCAACGAUGUUUUACCUUUCCUUACCAGUGCCCUUUCCAAACCGAGAUUUGCCAAAUGGGAAUUAGGUCCAACAAAGUACCAGGCAAAGUUGGAUAGUUUUCUCUUCAGCCAAGAUCCGGUAGCUGUCACCGUUGACCUUUUGCACAAAGCUGCGUUCAGAAAGGGACUUGGAAACUCACUCACUAUGACUGAAGAUCAAGUUGACUCGUUGAAUCCAGAUAAAUUGCUGAAGUACCACGAAUUAAUGUUCUCGCCAAGUAACGCAUUCUUGGCGUCUAAUAACGCUCCGCAAGAUUUGGUGAAGUCUCAUUUUGAAAACUUCGGCAAAGGAGAAGCUGGUUCGAAAAGUAUGGUAAAAAUAGCGAAGAGUGAAUUCAUCUCGGACGAGAUUCGAUCCGAUGACAAUACAAAAGACAGUGUUGUGAUUGCUAUCGCAAGGAGCAGUGGACCUACUAACAGUAAACAGGCCAUUAUAGACUCGAUGCUUGCUCAUUUGCUUCAAGGUAAAUCCAGCUCCUCAAUUGGCCAGAAAGACUUCCUGCUUCUGCCAUUGGCGGAGGAGCACGGCGAAUGGGCUCAGGCCUUUCAGUGUGACUACAGUGACGCGGGAAUGUUCGGAUUCCUCGUCAGUUGCCAGGCGGAGAACGCGACUGCACAUGUGAACAAACUUAUGGAGUCACUGAAGUCCCUCGACGUCUCACUGACUGAGGAUCACGUGACUAUUGCACGUAGCAGCCAUAUGAGAGGUGUGCUAAGUGAGCUUUCGACCCCAUCGGCACAAGUAGAACACAUGGCCGCUCAGAUGAUGUUGGGCACUGCUAUUGGACAAGAUGAAUACAAUGCAAUUCUGAACAGUGUGACCAAAGCGGACCUGAAAAAAGCAAUCGGAGACUUCCUGAAUGCGCCCAAGAGCAUGGCAUCUCACGGAAACUGCUCACAUGUACCGUACCUUGAACAAAUAAAAUGCUAGAUUGUUUUAACAGCCACUUAAUUGAAUUAAAUCCCACUGAU
Symsagittifera roscoffensis is the source of this 1423-nucleotide messenger RNA. Its product is annotated as cytochrome b-c1 complex subunit 2, mitochondrial-like. NCBI's taxonomy places the organism in Eukaryota, Metazoa, Xenacoelomorpha, Acoela, Convolutidae. Gene Ontology annotation, molecular function: metal ion binding. The record is from RefSeq and is a predicted model, not a curated record. Bases 6 to 1382 code for a protein of 458 amino acids. Gene Ontology annotation, cellular component: mitochondrion. The transcript has 3 exons.